AUGCAGUGUUACGCCCCUACAAGACCAGAACGCAAGAGCCCUGUUGUCAGCCAAUCAUAUCCAGCCACACAAAUCGUGGUCCAACCACGUUCGCUCUUCAAUCAGCGAUGUCUGUUCUCUGAUUGGCAGAAGGGAAAAAGCAAGCUGGGUCUGCGGGACCUGGAGGGAGCGCUCACGGCUCGAGACAAAGUGGGCGUCCAAGACCUAGUGCUGCUGGAUGCCCACAAGAGUGAGGGGGCAGUCCUGGACAACCUGAAGACACGCUUCUCAGUGGACCUGAUCUACACUUAUAUUGGGACUCUUCUGAUCUCAGUGAAUCCAUACAAAGAGCUGGAUAUCUACAGCAAAAAACACAUGGACCUCUAUAUGGGGGUUAACUUCUAUGAGCUUCCACCUCACAUCUACGCAUUGGCUGACAACGCCUACCAAACCAUGCUGACAGAGGCCAACAACCACUUCAUCCUGAUCUCGGGCGAGAGUGGUGCGGGCAAGACGGAGACGACUAAGAAGAUCUUGCAGUACUACGCUGUCAGCUGCCCCAGCAGCGCCCUGCUGGACACCGUGCGUGACCGCAUGCUCAUGUCCAACCCCGUUUUGGAGGCCUUCGGAAAUGCCAAAACAUUGAAGAAUGACAAUUCUAGCCGCUUCGGGAAGUACAUGGACAUCCAGUUUGACAGUCAGGGAGAUGCCGUGGGAGGUCACAUCCUCAGCUACCUGCUAGAGAAGUCCCGCGUGGUCCAUCAGAAUCAUGGCGAAAGGAACUUCCACAUCUUCUACCAGCUGGUAGAGGGGGCAGAUGAGGACCUGCUGAGACAGCUGGGUCUGGAGAGAGACACAGAAUACUAUAACUACUUGGCACAGGGAGAGUGUACCAGUAUGAAAACAAUCAACGAUAAGAAUGAUUGGCAAACUGUCAAAAAUGCCCUCACGGUCAUCCACUUUGAUGACAGUGACAUUGAGCACCUGUUCGGGAUCAUUGCAAGUGUCCUUCACCUGGGGAACAUAUACUUUGACAGAGACUUCAAAGGCUUCGCAGUGCUCAACUCCAGCCCAGAGCUGCGCUGGGUAUCGAAGCUUUUGGGCAUCCACGUGCAGGUGCUAACCAAGGCCCUGUCCUACAGGAAGAUUGAAGCCAAAGCAGAGGAGGUGCUCUGCCCCUUCACUGUGGACCAUGCCAUCUACGCCAGGGAUGCGCUGGCCAAGGCCAUCUAUGGACGUACCUUCACCUGGGUUGUCAAUCACAUCAACGAGUCGCUCGAGAACCAGGACCCUGCCAGAAAGACUGUUAUUGGACUACUUGACAUCUAUGGAUUUGAGGUCUUUUACGUGAACAGUUUUGAACAGUUUUGCAUUAAUUACUGCAAUGAGAAGCUCCAGCAGUUGUUUAUCCAGCUCACACUGAAGGCUGAACAGGAAGAGUAUGAGGCUGAAGGCAUUGAGUGGGAGCCAGUACAGUUCUUCAAUAAUAAAAUCAUCUGUGACUUGGUGGACGAGAAACACAGAGGAAUUAUCUCAGUGCUGGAUGAGGAGUGCAUGAGGCCAGGUGACUCCACUGACCUUACGUUUCUGGAGAAGCUGGAGGAGAAAAUGGGCCACCAUCCUCACUUUGUCACACACAGGCUGGCCAAUAAGAAGACACGUAAGACCCUGGAGAGGGGAGACUUCCGUCUCCUACACUAUGCUGGCGAAGUGACCUACUGUGUCGUGGGCUUCAUUGACAAAAACAACGAUCUGUUAUACCGGCACAUCAAAGAGGUGAUGCAGCAGUCGAAGAACUCCAUAGUGCAGCAGUGUUUCUUGCCCGAUGAAGGGGACGGCAGGAGGAGGCCGGAAACGGUGGCGACUCAGUUCAGGAGCAGUCUGCAGGAGCUGACGGAGAUCCUGAUGGCUAAGGAAGCUUGGUACGUGCGCUGCCUUAAAUCCAACGACAACAAGAACUCAGGCAAGUUUGAUGAUGCGCUGGUGAAGCACCAGGUGAAGUAUCUUGGGCUGAUGGAACACCUGAGAGUUCGACGGGCCGGAUUUGCAUAUCGGAGGAGAUAUGAGGACUUUUUGAAAAGGUACAAACCAUUGUGUCCACACACUUGGCCGCAUUGGCGUGGUGUCCCCUCUGAGGGUGUGGAGAAACUCGUCCAACACUUGGGCUACCAGCCUGAUGAGUACAAAAUGGGCAGGACUAAAAUAUUCAUUCGCUACGCCAGGACGCUGUUCGCCACAGAAGAUGCUUAUGAGAUCUGUAAACAUGAGUUGGUUGCAAAGAUUCAAGCAAAAUACAAGGGUUACCGAGCUAGAGGAGAGUUCAUAAAGCAGAAGGAAGCAGCUACCAAAAUCGAAACAUGCUGGAGAGGAGUUCAGGCUCGGAAAGAAAAACAACGGCGAGAGUGGGCUGUCAAAGUGAUCAAGCAAUUUAUUAAGGGAUAUAUAACGCGAGGUCAGGCAAAAACUACAGACAAUUCAGAGUACCUGGCCUUUGUCAGACAGAGCUACCUCAUGAGGCUGAGAGACAAUUUACCAAAGACAGUUCUGGAUAAAAACACAUGGCUUUCCCCUCCACCUGUAAUGACAGAGGCUUCAGAGAUUCUGCGGCGACUGCACUUGCGCUGGAUGGUGAGGAAGUACGUGCGAGGCCUCACACCCCAGAGGAAGGCCCAGCUGCAGAUAAAGGUGGUCACCAGUGCCAUCUUUAAAGGCAAGAAGGACAGCUACCCUCAGAGUGUUGCCAUGCCUUUCAUGGACACCAGGAUCAAUGAGCAGGACAUCAACAUACGAGUCCUGGAGAUGGUUCGCCACGAGCGUAUCAAGUACAGCGUUCCCGUGGUGAAGUAUGACCGGAACGGCUUUAAGCCGAGGCCGAGACAGCUGCUCCUGACCCAGGCUGCGGUGCACCUCGCCGAGGAGGCCAAGCUCAAACAAAGCAUCAGCUAUGCUGCUCUCAAAGGUGUUUCUGUCAGUAAUCUGGGAGACACUUUCAUGAUCUUCCAUGUUGCUUGUGAUGGACCCAAACAAAAGGGAGGUGUUGUGCUUCAGUGUGAUCACCUCUAUGAAGUUUUGACCAAACUCAGCUUGCUUGCAAACAAGCAGAACGCCAUCAAAGUGCUCCAGGGAAGUAUAAAGUUUGAGAUCCAUGGAGGAAAGGAGAACGUUGUGGACUUCAGCACAGGGCAGGAACAAAUGGCGUACAGGGACAAGAACGGCCAUCUGAUGGUGGUGAGUGACACGUCCUCCCUCCCAGAUGUUGUAGAGGAAGACCCAAUGUUCCCUGAGUCGUGCAGACAUGCAACACAGAAGCUCACACUCUUCUAG
Messenger RNA from Electrophorus electricus (electric eel), 3303 nucleotides. RefSeq names its product myosin IHa (gene myo1ha). The record is from RefSeq and is a predicted model, not a curated record. Gene Ontology annotation, molecular function: microfilament motor activity; actin filament binding; ATP binding. Gene Ontology annotation, cellular component: microvillus; actin cytoskeleton; myosin complex. Lineage: Eukaryota; Metazoa; Chordata; Actinopteri; Gymnotiformes; Gymnotidae. Gene Ontology annotation, biological process: actin filament organization; actin filament-based movement; endocytosis.